This is a messenger RNA of Zasmidium cellare ATCC 36951, 918 nucleotides long. RefSeq lists its product as uncharacterized. The transcript is spliced from 4 exons. Bases 1 to 918 code for a protein of 305 amino acids. Lineage: Eukaryota; Fungi; Ascomycota; Dothideomycetes; Mycosphaerellales; Mycosphaerellaceae. The record is from RefSeq and is a predicted model, not a curated record. Gene Ontology annotation, molecular function: oxidoreductase activity, acting on the CH-OH group of donors, NAD or NADP as acceptor.
AUGCCUUGCUUCAGAUCUCAACGACACCUGAAAAGAACGAGUUCAACACUCAGGAAAAAAUAUACUAUUUCUGACCGCUCUCAGGAUCGCGUGACGUCAGCGGCUCUGGGAGCUGUGCCUCUCCAAUUGCUCCCUUGCAAUAAUGGCCUCCUUCUGAACCAAGAGAAACUUGUCCGACUCGUGUAUCUUGGCAUCGGCCGCGCCACCGCAGUCACCUUCGCCCGCACAGGCAAAUACGACCUCGCCCUGCACUACAACACAGCGAGCGAAGAAGCCCGCCACAAACUCCUGCACGCCAUCAACGACGUCGUCUCGGCCGUCAUCGACGUCGCCCUCUUCCAAGCGGACCUCUCCUCCUACGACGGCGUGCGCCGCCUGCACCGCGAAGUCUCGGAGCAGUUCAACGGCGUCGACGUUCUCUUCUCGAACGCCGGUUCCAGUGGCGGCGUCACCGGUAUUGCGAGUUUGGGCGAGGUGGAUAUUGAGGUUUUCGAGCGGACCUGGAGGGUCAACACCGGCGGGAGCAUUCUGCUCGCGCAGUUGUGUUUGCCGUUUAUGGAGCAGCAGGGUUGGGGGAGGAUUGUUUUUAAUUCGAGCGUGGCGGCGCUCACGGGCGGUGUGGUCGGACCGCAUUAUGCUAGUAGUAAGAGUGCUUUGCAUGGGUUUGUGCAUUGGUUGGGGAUGAAUGUCGCGAAGAAGGGCGUUACAGUCAAUGCUGUAGCUCCUGCGUUGAUUACGGAUACGAAUAUGUUGCCUAGGGAUGAAGGGAGUGAGAAGAACAAGACUUUGACUGAUCGAAUACCCGUCGGUAGACUUGGACAGCCGGAGGAAAUCGCAGAGACUGUCUUAUGGCUGGCGAAUGUUGGCUAUGUGACGAGGAAAAUUAUAGGCAUGGAUGGGGGGUCUUAUCCUUUCUAA